AUGGCCAGCGACUCCGGGGGUCCGUCUGGACCCCUAGGAAGACCCCCUGAUAUACCAAAAAGGUACAAAUACUUAGACACAGGUCCAUACCUAGUAAUCGUAGAAGGAACAGAUAAGAAUAACAUUGGAGCUUUCCACCCCAUUGCGGUUGGAAGAACACUCCGUAUUAAGGGAAUUCAAGGCAUCAAGGCCGUUUCUAGAAAAGGUUCAAACAGAAUAAGUAUAGAGUUCAUAACCUCCAAAUAUUCCAACGAAUUUCUGGACAACGAUAAACUCAAAGAAGAAAGCAAAUGGGAAAGCUACAUACCAGCAUCGCUAGUCACCUCAAGAAGAAUAAUUAGAGGUAUAGACCUGAGCACUAGCAUGGAAGAAAUCAAAAACUUCGGAAAAGCUUCUACCAAAAUUCUAGACGCAAGGAGACUGAAUCGCAGGAUCGCCAAUCAACAAACCGUAGAAUAUGUACCAAGUGAAACUGAACUGAUCACAUUUGAAGGCAAAAAUAUACCGAAUACAGUAAGUAUCAAUUAUUACGAAUCCAGGGUUAAGGUAUAUGUAGGACCCGUACUACAAUGCUUUAACUGCCUCAGAUACGGUCAUUCUAGCAAACAAUGCAGAAGCCACAUCAGAUGCAGCAGGUGCGGAGAAGAACAUGAGGCGACCAAUUGCCAAAAAGACAUAAAAUGCAUAUUUUGCAAGCUAGAACAUCUAGCUACUGAUAGGAAACAGUGCGCUGAAUUCGAAAGGCAAAAACAAAUCAAGGAAAUCAUGUGCUACGAAAACCUGUCUUAUUACGAAGCUUCCAAAAGGGAACAACAAAAAAAAAAUGCCACAAUCGACCAAAAACAACUUCAUCACAGUAAACGAAAGAAGACAGAAUACAGGGACCAGAAAGAGACAGGCAUCCUCACCACCGAUAUUAAACUACAACAAGGAAGCACAUAUAGAAUGUCUGUUUCCACCACCAUGCAGAACCUCCACUACACCAAUUCUAAACACAAACGCGUAUCAAAGAAACCUAAACAUACAACGCUCACCACAGAACAAAUAGACAAAGUAAUUGAUGAAACACAAAGCAUAGAAUUCGAAAAGAUCGACGACAAAACAAAUGAAAACAUGGCUACGAGCCCCAUCCCAUCGGAGGAUUGGUCCACAUUCUGA
Phyllotreta striolata is the source of this 1158-nucleotide messenger RNA. NCBI's taxonomy places the organism in Eukaryota, Metazoa, Arthropoda, Insecta, Coleoptera, Chrysomelidae. The record is from the annotation of a GenBank genome assembly.